This is a messenger RNA of Brettanomyces nanus, 555 nucleotides long. RefSeq lists its product as uncharacterized. Gene Ontology annotation, molecular function: structural constituent of ribosome. Gene Ontology annotation, biological process: translation. The record is from RefSeq and is a predicted model, not a curated record. The transcript has a single exon. Gene Ontology annotation, cellular component: mitochondrial large ribosomal subunit. NCBI's taxonomy places the organism in Eukaryota, Fungi, Ascomycota, Pichiomycetes, Pichiales, Pichiaceae. The coding region runs from base 1 to 555 and encodes 184 amino acids.
AUGUCGUUUGUGAUAAGAAGUAUGGGGGCUUUAAGCUUCGGUCCAUCUCUUCUACCCAGGGUGACACUACCGACAUUAUCGAUUCCACUUCCGUGGUUCCUUCAACCGCAGAAGCAGGCUGAAGUUUCAGAAAAGAGUAAGAAACUAAGCGAGUGGGCCAAAGCACAUGAACUAAGCAACAAUGAGAUUCCUUUUUUCCAUGAUAAUGGAAUACUUCUUGCUGCGCCAAAGAAAAAGACUUCCCACAUGAAGAGAAGGUUGAGGUUAUAUGCUCCAGGUAGUAAGCAGGUUAAAUUGAAUAACAACUUGAACAGAUGUCCUGCUUGUGGUCAUUACAAGAGAUCACACUUCUUGUGCAUGAAUUGCGUGUCACAGAUCCAGAAACAUUGGAAGGCGAGAGAUGCCAAGCUACAGCCAGAACCUUUUAGAGAGGAAUUUGGCAAUCCAUUAGACGAGGAAGUGCUCUAUCCAGGAAAGACUGAAAGACCCUACGAGAGGAAGUUAAGAAGUAAGGAGUAUCUAGUUAAGAGGCCUAAGACAUUACCUGUGGAGUGA